Annulohypoxylon truncatum is the source of this 3776-nucleotide messenger RNA. Its product is annotated as C-type lectin protein. The record is from RefSeq and is a predicted model, not a curated record. The transcript is spliced from 13 exons. NCBI's taxonomy places the organism in Eukaryota, Fungi, Ascomycota, Sordariomycetes, Xylariales, Hypoxylaceae. Bases 693 to 3317 code for a protein of 874 amino acids.
GAUUUGUUCUUCAACUUUGACAUCCCACUCUCAUAGUCUUAGUCUAGUCCAACUUGCAUCAACUUAUGACAAAACUUUUCUGAUUUCUCAAAUCUCCGAGCUCUCUAAAGUCCCGUUAAGCUCCUGGAAACCACAUUUGAAUCGAACUACCGCAACAUGCUCCCGCCCAUGCAUUAGGUACACCGUACAGGCGCCCCUUCAUCCCUUUCACCGCGCCCUCUGCCGCCAUCUUUUCCCCGUCUCCCCUGCCUCGGAUCCCCAUUUCCAGGAUGGGCGCCGCGAAUGCAGCACGCCCGAUCAAUUUUAGGGCUGGUGUACCUGGUAGCUUGGUCAUUUGCCCUACCGCAUCUGGACUGGGCAAGCCCCUUAGCCCGGACUGACAUCACCAUUAUCGUACUGGUGCCUUUGUUCGGCGGAUGAGAACGUGGCUUCGCAACUAGGUUUGCAAAAGCUUCUUGAUCUCAUCGUAUACUUUGUACUAGGUCAAAGUAGGUAGGUAGGUACAUGCUGAGUACCGUGACCUGCGUGACUCUCCACGACAUCAGCUUUCGUGAUCAUCCCAGUUAAAAUUUAUAUUAUAUAUCAAGUACGAUUAUCUCACCCCCCUAGUAGGUGGUGAAGACUAUUUUCCUAAGCUUAGCAAACACAUUUUCCCCGUCCGUUUGUAGUAAGCAAUUUAAUCUUCAACAGCUAUGCCAUCUGUUGUCGAAUCUCCGUAUGAGCCUCAACUCCCCACUUCGCAGUCUAAGUUGGAAAAGGGGGCCGGUAAGACCGCGGAACGACCAUCCGAUAUUGAUAUUAUCGACAUUCGGCGGUCUUCGGUCGAAAUAAACCUCAAAGAAGAGAUCCACAGACUACUUCGUCCCCCAGAAGGUCCUCGGAGACUGCCGACGCUGCUCCUCUAUGAUAAGACGGGCCUGCAGCUGUUUGAGGAGAUCACAUAUUUAGAUGAGUACUAUCUGACCAAUCAUGAGAUCCAAGUACUGCGCCGUUCGGCCGCGGGUAUUGCUAAGGCAAUCCCAUCCGGAGCCCUUGUUCUCGAGCUAGGUAGCGGCAACUUGAGGAAGGUGUCUCUGGUACUUCGAGCCCUCGAAGAUGCCGGCAAGAAGAUCGACUACUAUGCUCUUGAUUUGUCAGAAGAUGAGCUGUCAAGGACUCUAGCUCAGCUUCCGACCUUUCGUCACGUCCGAUGUCACGGGCUCCUGGGAACGUACGAUGAUGGCCGCGAAUGGCUAAAGAGGCCGCAGAUCGCUUCCAAGCGCAAGUGUGUCUUGUCCCUGGGGUCUAGCAUCGGUAACUUCCACCGGGACGAAGCAGCCUCAUUCUUGAAGGGGUUCGCCGAUGUUCUCCAGCCUGCGGAUGGCUUUCUGAUUGGAUUGGACUCCUGCACCGAUCCUUCCAAGGUCUACCACGCAUACAACGAUCAGUUCGGCGUCACACAUAGGUUCAUCUUGAAUGGGCUUGUCCAUGCGAAUGAAAUUCUUGGACACGAGGCAUUUGACCUGAAUGACUGGCAGGUUAUCGGCGAAUACGUAUAUGACAACGAAGGGGGGCGCCACCAAGCAUUCUAUUCGCCCCUCCGCGAUACUGUCGUGCUAGGAGAAACCAUCAAAGCUCACGAACGUGUUCAGGUCGAACAGAGCCUGAAGUACUCGAAAGCAGGUUGCAGUAAUCUUUGGAGGUCAGCGGGCAUGAUCGAGGCUGAUCGUUGGAUGACCAAUGAUGAAGACUACGGACUUCAUCUUCUAACCAAGCCGAACAUGUCUUUCAGCCCCAUUCCUUUGGAAUAUGCUCGCUCUCACGUCCCAUCAAUCAGCGACUUCGAAAGUCUAUGGGCUGUGUGGGACAUUGUGACUAGGCGAAUGUUACCUGACGAGGAGCUGUUAGAAAAGCCCAUCAAACUUCGAAACGCUUGCGUUUUCUACCUUGGUCAUAUUCCUACGUUCUUGGAUAUACAGUUGACGAAAACGACCAAGAAUCCCCUCACGGAGCCGGCAUUCUACUCCUCCAUCUUUGAAAGGGGAAUAGACCCAGACGUUGAUAACCCCGAGCUCUGUCAUCAACAUUCAGAAGUUCCGGACGAAUGGCCACCCCUGGAGGACAUCCUGGAGUAUCAGGAGAGAGUAAGGGACAGGUUGAAAAGCCUUUAUUCUGUAGGAUUGGAGAACAUCCCCAGAAAUGUCGGGAGGGCCAUCUGGGUUGGCUUCGAGCAUGAGAUCAUGCACUUGGAAACCCUGCUAUACAUGAUGCUACAAAGUGACAAAACUCUCCCACCGCCUCUUACAAAACGUCCAAAUUUUGAGGCUCUAGCUCAGGAGGCUUAUGCUUCAAGAGUAGGCAAUGACUGGUUUGACAUACCAGAGCAGGAUAUUACAAUAGGACUCGACGACCCAGAUGACGUGCUGGAUUCGAACAAGCACUUUGGAUGGGACAACGAGAAGCCAUCCAGGCGUGUGCACGUUCACAAAUUCCAAGCCAAGGGAAGGCCCAUUACUAACGAGGAGUAUGCGCUAUACAUGUACAAUACGAAAUCCACAAAGAUCCCUGCUUCCUGGGCUAACGAGGACCUGGACCAUGCCAAUGGCACUAACGGACAUGUAAAUGGGAAAGUGAACGGUCAUACGAAUGGCCAUACCAACGGAGCCAAUGGUGAACAAGCUGUCCCCUCCUCAUUUAUGGAAGGCAAGGCAGUGCGCACUGUCUACGGAUUAGUACCACUAAAAUAUGCGCUCGACUGGCCGGUCUUUGCUUCGUAUGACGAGCUCACAGGCUGUGCCACAUGGCUAGGAGGCCGGAUCCCUACGUUUGAGGAAGCCCAAAGCAUAUACACUUACGUUGAUAGCAUGAAGAGGAAGGAUGAAGCAGAGCGCAAACUAGGAAAGACUGUGCCAGCGGUCAAUGCCCAUCUAGUUAACGAUGGCGUGGAGGAAACCCCACCAUCUGACGCUUCUCUUGUCGAGGAUGGCUUGUCUCAAAAUGACGACGAGCUGUUCAUCGACCUCACCGACGCCAAUGUUGGUUUCCACCAUUGGCACCCCGUGGCCGUGACUACUCAUGGCAAUCGUCUAGCAGGUCGGGCUGAGAUGGGAGGCGUAUGGGAAUGGACUAGCACCACACUCAGGCCGCACGAAGGCUUCAAGCCCCUGGCAUUAUACCCGGGGUACACCGCCGACUUUUUUGAUGAGAAACAUAACAUUGUUCUCGGCGGCUCCUGGGCCACGCACCCUCGUAUUGCGGGGAGAAAGACCUUUGUAAACUGGUACCAACGCAACUAUCUAUAUGCGUGGGUGGGCGCCAGGCUCGUUCGCGAUCUAUAGGGAAUUAUCAGAUCAACUAAUAAGCUAUCGCUACACGUACUCGUCAUCCACAGGCUUUUCUUAUCUAGGCCCCUUCGUUUCAGCGAUAUUGUAAGCAUUACCGGCGAUGCCUAUAUAAUCCUAGGACCUGGAUCCAGUUCUCAACAACUGGUAAAUCAGUCCAAUGUAUCUACAUCGACUCGGCUUCAAAUUCCGUGGCAAAUUCAACAUUUGUUCGGUCAUGAGGCUAGCUCGCUGUCUUUUCACAAAAGUCCUCUCGUUUCAGGAAUGCGGGAAAAAAGGAACGCAUUUUAGAGUAUGGGAAAAAGGGAUAGGUAUCGUGGUGUAUUCUCACAAAAUUUAUCCUGCAUUUACCGGUGUAUCUAGAAUAAGAAAGGCUGCUCACUCGCUUGACGAUACGAAUAUCUUUAUCAUGGUUAUGAUCUCAAAGCAUUUAUGAAUAUAUUCAUUCUGCCCAUA